Ceratotherium simum simum (southern white rhinoceros) is the source of this 636-nucleotide messenger RNA. It is a transcript of the gene IFITM5, whose product is annotated as interferon induced transmembrane protein 5. NCBI's taxonomy places the organism in Eukaryota, Metazoa, Chordata, Mammalia, Perissodactyla, Rhinocerotidae. Gene Ontology annotation, biological process: bone mineralization; bone morphogenesis. Gene Ontology annotation, cellular component: plasma membrane. The record is from RefSeq and is a predicted model, not a curated record.
CGGGGGGGCGGGCGGGCCGGUGCCCGGCUCCAGGCUGUCAUUUGUCGUUAUAUUUAGCGGCGCUGGCCGGCCCGCGGGACGGGGGGAGGGCGGCGGGCGCUAUAAGCGGCCUGGGGCGCCCACCCUCGGAGUGGAGUCUGCGCGAGGCUGAGACGGCGCUGGAACCCAUGGACACGUCGUACCCACGCGAGGACCCCCGGGCCCCCCGCAAGGCGGACGGCGCCGCCCACACAGCCCUUGCGCUGGGGACGCCGCGCCCCCCGCCUCGGGACCACCUGAUCUGGUCGGUGUUCAGCACCCUCUACCUGAACCUGUGCUGCCUCGGCUUCCUGGCGCUCGCCUACUCCAUCAAGGCCCGAGACCAGAAGGUGGCCGGAGACCUGGAGGCAGCCCGGCGUCUCGGCUCCAGAGCCAAGUGCUACAACAUCCUGGCCACCAUGUGGACCCUGGUGCCCCCUCUGCUGCUCCUGGCACUGGUGGUGACUGGCGCCCUGCACCUGUCCCGGCUGGCCAAGGACUCUGCUGCCUUCUUCAGCACCAAGUUCGACGACUCAGACUAUGACUGAGGGGCUGCACCCUGUCCCUGUCCUGACCCAGGGACCCCAGUCCCCAGGGUGCUGCCCCAGGGGCUCCAUC